AUGGACACAGUUUGCAAGGCUCAGCCUGCAAAAUGCGUUGCCAGUGAUUGCAUCCCUAUUCUUUACAAGUAUUAUCAGCCAGGUGAUUUCAUCAUUGGUGGCAUUACUUCUCAGAUCCUCAUGGUUUCUGAAGAGAACAAUUUCAUCCAACAUCCCCUUCAAGAACAGAAUCAAGAGCCCAUUUUACUGACUAAGUAUUACCAGCAUGUCUUGGCUUUGGCAUUUGCGGUAAAGGAGGUCAAUGAAAACACCCAGAUCUUACCAAAUGUCACCCUGGGAUUCCAUAUCUAUGACAGCUAUUUCAAUGCAAUGUGUACCUAUCAAGCAACCAUGUUACUUCUUUCCACAUGGGACAGAUUUAACCCCAAUUACAAAUGUAACACCCACAGCAACCUGGUAGCUGUUGUCGGGGGACUGAGCUCAGAAACAUCUCUCCACAUUGCAGCCAUCUUGGGCAGCUAUAAGAUUUCACAGCUCAUGUAUGGCUCUACUUCAGCAAUCAGUGAUAAAACCCAAGUCUUUCCCACUUUCAGGAUGGCUCCAAAAGAAACCCAUCAGUAUAUGGGGAUUCUCCGGUUACUUCUGCAUUUCAGGUGGAUUUGGAUUAACGUCCUUGCUGUGGAUGAUGACGAUGGAGAAAGAUUUGUACAGGCUGCACUUCCCUUAUUUUUCCAGAAUGGUAUCUGUUUUGAUUUCAUAGAGAGAAUCCCCAGAUUCAGUUUUGUCAGUGAAGCUUUUGAAGUGAUAAUCUUGAUUCAGAAAGUAUAUGCUCUUAUCAUGGAGAGAAAAGCCAAUGUAUUGGUGUUACAUGGAGAAAUCCAUGCCAUGAUCACCUGGGGAACAUUUCUAUAUAUACCUGAAAAAGUUACACCUAAAGGUAAAGUAUGGAUUAUGUCAGCCCAACUAGAUAUUGUCGCACUGGGUUAUCAAAGGAAUUUGGAUUUCCAAGUCUUUCAAGGUGCUCUGUCUUUCACAAGCCAUUCAAAUAUACUACCUGGAUUCCCCAAAUUCCUUCAGCUAAGAAGCCCAUCUUGGAACAAAGAAGAUGGCUUUAUCAAGGACUUCUGGCAGCAGGCAUUCAACUGUAAGUUCCCAAAUGUCCUUGUGGAUGAAAUUGUAGGAGAAACCUGCACUGGAGAAGAAAAAUUGGAGAGCCUUCCUGGGCCUUUCUUUGAAAUGAGCAUGACUGGCCAUAGCUACAACAUCUACAAUGCUGUCUAUGCUGUGGCACAUGCUCUACAGGCCAUGCAUGCCUCCACUUCCAAACACAAACCAGUGGUGGAUGGAGGGAGUCUGAAGCUUCAGAAUCAACAGCCAUGGCAGCUGCACCAUUUUCUGAGAAGUGUCUCAUUUAAUAACAGUGCUGGGGACACAGUUUCCUUUGACCACAAUGGAGAAUUAGUCACCGGCUUUGAUGUUAUAAAUUGGGUCAUUUCCCCAAACCAUUCCUUUCAUAAAGUGAAAGUUGGAAGGAUGGACAUCCUGGUUCCUCCAGAGCAAUCAGUCACUGUUAAAGAGGAUGCCAUCAUGUGGCACAGCUGGUUUAACCAGGUGCGGCCCUUCUCUGUGUGUAAUGAGAACUGUCGACUUGGUUACAGCAAGCAAAAGAAGGAAGGGGAGCCAUUUUGUUGCUAUGAUUGUGCUCUAUGUCCAGAAGGAAAGAUUGCCAACCAGCUGGACAUGGUUGACUGCAUUCAAUGCCAAGAAUAUCAGUAUGCAAGCAAAAACCACGAUUCAUGCCUUCCCAAAUUUGUCAGCUUCUUGUCUUAUGAAGACGCUUUGGGGAUCAAUUUAACAAUUUUUGCUCUGUCCUUUUCUUUAAUUACAGCUUUUGUGUUGGGAACAUUUCUGAAGCAUCAAGACACACCCAUAGUCAAAGCCAACAACCAGAACCUUUCCUACACUCUCCUCAUCUCCCUCCUACUCUGCUUCCUCUGUGCUUUGCUAUUCAUUGGUCCACCUGAGAAUAUGGUGUGUCUCCUUCGACAAACUGCUUUUGGUAUCAUCUUCUCAAUAGCAGUGUCUUGUGUGUUGGCCAAAACUAUCACGGUGGUUCUAGCAUUCAUGGCUACAAAGCCAGGAAGUGGUAUGAGGAAAUGGGUUGGGAGGAGACUCUCCAAUUCCAUUAUUCUUUCCUGCUCCCUCAUCCAAGCAACCAUUUGUGCCGUGUGGCUGGCAACUUACCCACCAUUCCCAGAUACUGACAUGCACUCUGUGAAUGAAGAAAUUGUACUAAAAUGUAAUGAGGGGUCAGUUGCUCUAUUUUAUUGUGUUCUGGGCUAUCUGGGUUUCCUGGCCCUUGUCAGCUUCACUGUGGCUUUCCUAGCCAGGAAGUUACCCAACACUUUCAAUGAAGCCAAGUUCAUUACUUUCAGCAUGUUGGUGUUUUGCAGUGUUUGGUUGUCCUUUGUUCCCUCUUACCUGAGCACCAAAGGGAAAUACAUGGUAGCUGUGGAGAUCUUCUCCAUCUUAGCUUCCAGUGCUGGGCUGCUGGGCUGCAUUUUCUUCCCCAAAUGCUACAUUAUUGUAAUGAGGCCAGAGCUUAAUAAUAGGGAACAGUUAAUGAGGAGAAAGAUUGAAAGGAAGUAA
This is a messenger RNA of Elgaria multicarinata webbii, 2589 nucleotides long. Its product is annotated as vomeronasal type-2 receptor 26-like. The transcript has 7 exons. The record is from RefSeq and is a predicted model, not a curated record. Bases 1 to 2589 code for a protein of 862 amino acids. Gene Ontology annotation, molecular function: G protein-coupled receptor activity. Gene Ontology annotation, biological process: G protein-coupled receptor signaling pathway. Lineage: Eukaryota; Metazoa; Chordata; Lepidosauria; Squamata; Anguidae. Gene Ontology annotation, cellular component: plasma membrane.